Messenger RNA from Pecten maximus, 417 nucleotides. RefSeq names its product axonemal dynein light chain domain-containing protein 1-like. The annotation marks the transcript as partial. NCBI's taxonomy places the organism in Eukaryota, Metazoa, Mollusca, Bivalvia, Pectinida, Pectinidae. The transcript has 4 exons. The record is from RefSeq and is a predicted model, not a curated record.
CAGACCAGUGUGGAGUGUGUAGAACGAGGAGAACUACUGGCAGACUUACGCCUCAAGUACAAGGAGUUACUGAACAAGGUCCCUCUACAGAUCAAAAGUUUACAUGAGGAAGUGAUGGCCCAAAGAGCAUUGGAUCGCCGACUGACUGAGGAGCUGAUGAGGUUCAAGUCUACAAUUAGUAUUCUGACCAGUGAAUUGUCUGCAGUCAAAGAGCAUGAUCGUAAAGUCACCAAGGAAGCAGCUCAGGCACAGGAGGAUCUCCGAACAGCUCUGAUGGAAGCUCAGAAAAAUGCCAGUCUUUUGGCUGAGUACCAUGACCUGUAUGAACUUCAACGUAAACGUUUGGAAGGUCAGGUAUUCAUGCUGACCGAGGAAAGAGAAUUGUGGAGUCAGGCCGCCUACAGUCUCGCUCUUAAG